GGAGAAGUCUUCAAAAUAUGGUAAUAUCUCAGCAGAUGGCAUCAGUGCUAUUCAUAUAUUCUGUAAAACACCAGGAUUAAUAACAAAAGUCCUGCAAGACGGCGCCUUACUUCCGGUCCUCAAUCUCUGCCAUGCAGGGGGCGCUGUCUCACUGGUAGCCAUGAAGACACUGUGUAUUAUAGCGAAGGACAAAGAAACUCACAGUAUCAUUGUCGACAGUCAGAGGGUUCAAGCCCUACCUCAGAUUUUCUUAUUCCUAAAUUCUACCGAACCUCAGAUGCAAUCUGCUGCUGUGAAAAUACUCACCUUCAUAUCCGCGAGCAACAACUGGUGCCGACACCAACUCAUCCAGAAAGACAUGGCAUGCGGGCAGAACAUCAAUUCCCUGCUAAAGGGCAGCGCUUGGCAACAGGAAGUUUUGACCAUGGCCACCUCUUUGGUAGCAAAUCUGGCCGUUUGUUCGUCAGACACGGUCUGUCUCUCCAACCUACAAAAGACCCUUUGUUCCUUGCUCCACCGUGACGACCUUGACACUGAGACCCUUCUAAACAUUCAACGAGGAAUCGCCAAUUUUUCCAAAUUCAAACUGAACACACCCACAUUGAUGCAAUAUCUCCCCGAAAUCAUCCGGAAGGGACUGAUGUCGGAACACACGCAAAUAAAACAGCAGACGAUGCGAGCCAUAUCCUUCCUGCUAGCCUACAUGCCCGAACAAACGACAGAACAUUUACUGAGAGAAGGUGCUGGAGCGUAUCUUAUUGGUAUAUCAUGCUUUGAGAAAUUCUUUAAAAUGAUGAGCGAAUUCUUCUCAAAGACAUGUCCGGAGAUUGGUGACAUAUCGAUGUUCUAAGAAUUGAUGUUGUCUUUUGACAAUUCUUCAACUGCCGUUGUUACUACUUCUAUAGGACCAAUCUGUGUCUUCCAUAAAUAUAUACAUACAUAAAGCAAAACAUACAAAUCUGCACAUAUACAUAUAUACACACAUGCAUACAAACAAAAAUACCCUGUUGUUGAUGUUGAAAUUUCAAUGAAGGAGCCUUGAAUCUAGUUUAGAAACUGGCCCUUUCUCUAAUGGCUAGAAAUUUUCAAAUAAAAGUGGACAAUGAUAUGCAUACCUCUGAAGAGCGCAGUGUUACCUAAUCGGACUGAUACCUAACAUUCCAUUCAACUCCUAGUACGAAACCGAUUGGUAAGAUCGUCUGUAAUGGAUAUAUAAUACUGUA
Octopus bimaculoides (California two-spot octopus) is the source of this 1223-nucleotide messenger RNA. RefSeq lists its product as uncharacterized. The record is from RefSeq and is a predicted model, not a curated record. Gene Ontology annotation, molecular function: metal ion binding. Lineage: Eukaryota; Metazoa; Mollusca; Cephalopoda; Octopoda; Octopodidae.